CAUCAGCGGCAGCGGCGACAGCGGAUUCCGAGCACCGCAGCUUCGAGCCGCUCUCGCUUCUCCCCUCCCCGGCUCACCAUGUACUAUUGACCCUUCUGGCCUCGAUCCUCAGUCUUCUGCCCUCACCAAUUUUCCUUCCCUUUUGACAUCCCCGCCCUCGACCUCCCCCCGGUCCUCUUCCCACUGCCCCUCUUCACUCCCCUUUUGAAGGGAUUAAAAUACGGGCUCCUUCCUCUCACCCCAGUCCUCUCGAAUUACACUCACACACACAGACACGCACAGAUACACAAACACACAGAGACACACACAUACACACAGAGUUAGCAGCGCGACCAUGAGGCCCGGGAGGUUCUUCAGAAGAUGAUGAGGUCAUUUAAGAAGAUUCCUUCAAGCCCAGGGGGGGCAAGUAAAGGUGGUGGAGACGAACCCGGGAAGCUGCAGGAGCAGGAAGAAGAGGAAUCCCAGGUUUUGCACGGAACAGGCCACUGCAAAUGGUUCAAUGUGCGAAUGGGAUUUGGAUUCAUCUCCAUGAUAAACCGAGAAGGAAGCCCCUUGGAUGUUCCGGUCGACGUGUUUGUACACCAAAGCAAGCUAUAUAUGGAAGGAUUUAGAAGCCUAAAAGAAGGAGAACCAGUGGAAUUCACAUUUAAAAAAUCUUCCAAAGGCCUUGAAUCAAUACGGGUAACAGGCCCUGGAGGGAGCCCCUGUUUAGGAAGUGAAAGGAGACCCAAAGGGAAGACACUGCAGAAAAGAAAACCAAAAGGAGAUAGAGAUAUAAUUUUUCCUCUGAGGACUGAUUUAGCUGUACCCCCAAAAUUUUGGCCAAGACACAGUUCUGAUGCACAAUUAGACUUGACUACAAUGGGAAGGAAUUACAGAUGCUACAAUUGUGGUGGCCUUGAUCAUCAUGCUAAGGAAUGUAGUCUACCUCCUCAGCCAAAGAAGUGCCAUUACUGUCAGAGUAUCAUGCACAUGGUGGCUAAUUGCCCCCAUAAAACUGUUCCACAGCAGCCCACUAGUUUUCAGGGAAGACAUGAAGCAGAACCACAGCCAUCCACUUCGACUUUUCCCCGAGAAGUGGGAGGAGCCUAUGGCUACUCAUCUCCAUCGUAUUCUCAGGAGGGCAGAUCCGAAAUCUCAGAACGGUCAGGCAGGUCACCUCAAGAAACUUCCUCGAGUAAGCUGUCCACCUCACCUGAAGAACAAAGCAGAAAGGGGCCUUCUGUUCAAAAAAGGAAAAAAACUUAAAGCUUUUUUGUCACCAUUUUAUUUUUUUAUUUUUUUUUUUAUUUUUUUAUUUUUUUUACCCAGUUGGGAUGUCUACCUCAUGCAAGUACAGGGGAAGUAAUUUCACCAUCAGCAGCUGACCUGAAAUUUUGACUACUGUUGAGGAACUGUGAAAUUUUCUUUUAAACAGACAAAUCACUCUAAGCAAAUUAUAUUUAAGCAGGGUGUCACGUUUUAUGUUAUUGGAAGAAUGAGAGCGAAUAUGAGAACAUAUGUGUAUCUGCGUCUGCGUUUGCAUGUGUGAAAGGAAAGAAUAUGUAUCUGUGAUGAGUGUAGCUUUAUAUACAGGUAUGUAGACAUAUAUAUAAAGAAGAAUAUGUCUUUAUAUAUAUAUAUGUGUAUAUAGAUAUAAGCAUACACACACAACUGGAAAUGUCCAAGAGUUGAAUGUCCAUGUGAAGCAAUAUUCACAUUUUAGGAUGUUUUUGAAAAUUACCCCCUGGAAACUUUCUUGAAAUAACACAUUUUUAUUUAUAGCCACUUAUAAACAAGAAAAAUAUGACUGUUACUCUUUGUCUGAACCAAAUAAUACUUCACAUCUCAUAGCUGCCAGUCAUGUGGUACCAAGAGUAUUAAGACAUCCAUUUUCCCCAAAUUAGGGAUAAUUUUUUGGUUUUGCUUUCUUUUCUGAUGCUCAUAGAUAAGCAUUUCCUAUUAUCAUGUCUCAAAGGCAGUACCUUAAUGUUCAAUGCCUCUAACUGCCAUUGUUUUUUAUUUGUUCUGGAAUACAAGACUCCAGAAAAGACAAUGAAUGUGUAUUUUAUGUGCUGGUAUCUCAGUGUUACUUUAUAUGAAUACAGCAUAAUUGUGAAUUAGAUGCCUACUAGGAGGAACAAAGGGAAGGUAAUGUAAAAGUUGUUAUGACUUGAUCAUUUUGAAUGGUGGUGUGAUACCAUCCCACUGUGACCCUUUAUGUAUUAUCAGGUGGUUGAGGGUCUAUUGGGAAUAGCAGCUUUCCUGGUCAAGUUAAUAAUCCCUCUAACCAUUGUUUUAGAUCAAAGGGCCCUCCUUUUAAAAAACAAAACAAAAAACUACUGAAAAACUCUUAAUAGUUUGAUAUAUAUAUAUAUUUUUGGUGAUGGUUUUUUCCAGGAGAAUGCAGGAAUAAAUCUGUUUUUUAAAAAGAUCAAAUGAAAAAAAAAACAGCACAAAAAUGAAUAAACCAUGAUGAUAAAGGUUGAGAAUGAAAAUGAAGUGGGUACCAACAGUUAUCCAACCUGUAUUAGAAAAGAAUUAUAUUUUGGGGGAAAGAAAGUGCAGUAUUUAAUGGCGCACAACUUGAGUGAUGAAACUUAGGGCAGAGGUCUUUACACCUCAACUGCCUGAAAUCUAGGGGUAUAUUGUGUAUGUGUGUGUAUAUAAAUACACACACACACACACACACACACACACACACUCACACACUUGGCAUGAUGAAAUUGACCAUAUUACAAUUAAUUACUUUAUCACUGAUGCUGAAGUUAGCUCAUAGAGACUUUGAGCUCUGAAGUACAGUCCAGGAUGCAGCAUUGCAGGCUUUGCAUCAGUCAUCCCAGUAAAUAAUUCCUUUGUUAAACUGAUAAAAUGGUUGGGGAGAGGUGAGGAAAUGUGGGCUGCAUAGUAACCGUCAUGGUAUUGGUACCUUGAGAUUCAUACAGAAAAAAAUUACAGGACAUUCCUGUUCAAGUUGCUAUUCAUAAAUUUAUGAAACAUAUCCAAGAAAGUAUAAUUUAAUUAUAACACCUAACAUUGGCAAUAAUUGUUGGUUUGCAAGUGUCUGGUGGGUGUAAGCUCAGAUAAUCAAAAAAAAGAAAAGAAAAGAAAAGAAAGAAAUAAAAUAGCAUGAAUCAAAUUAGACAGUUUCCGUUAUAUAGUUUGUUGACCCUCCCCCACUUGUCCUGCUAUGGGAGACUUUUACAGUUGCUACUGCUUCAGUGAGCAGCAGAUAAGGAUAUAAUGCCUCAGGCUGUGGCACAAAUCCUUUACAAUUUAGCUUGAAUUCCAUGACAGUGUUUGUGAGAAUCUCCAUGGUUUAUACUGAUAUUCUCAGUGUGCUAUAAUGCAAAGCUUACCUUUGACGAUAUUGAAUGUGAUAUAUCUAUAGAGAAGUACUUCCUUGCCUUAUGUGAGGAUUGUAAGCUUAUUUAAAUUAUGUAGACAAAUCAAAGUGGCAUUGCUUAACCUUAUAGCAGGUAUUAUAACCAGGUUAAACAGUAUAAAGAUGCAAAACAUAGGUCACUUUGAAAAUUCAAACCAAAGUUUCUUGACCUUGUAGAAAUAGGAAAUUGUGCAUUUGAGAACUGGACAUUCCCUGUUUACAUAUUAAAAAAGUUCAGAGCUGAGAUCAUUUUAUGGAGUAAGAUAUUCAAAGUUAGGGUCAGAAUUUUAGACCUUACUGGCGCAGUUUAAAAUCAUUGUAAGCGUCAACCCAGACUGAACUACUAAGAGCACAUACCAAACCUAUCUUAUGGUUAAAAGUUUAGGGUUUAUUUUUUUAUAUAAGAAUAUUAUCACGAUUACAUAACAUACUCAGGACAAAGAACUUUACUCAGGGAAUAUACCAUAUAAUGUUGGGUUUUUUCUUUACAGAAUAGUCUAUGGGCCUGCUUAUUCAAAACAAACCAAAAAACUUAGACCUUUAUGUAAGUAUUAUGGACUGAUGUUAGUAACUACCUCUGAGUUUGACAUAGACCUAAGUUUUUGAUAAUCAGAUAUCAAUUUUUGUAUUUUUGUUUCAUGUGAAAACGAUAAAGUGGUAUUCCUGUACUGGUUGCUUAUGUGAAUAUCAGUGAUGUUAGUCACAGUGUAUUUGCAUAGGUGAAAAUGUUAUAUUCUGUUUACAGCAAAAGACUACCUCAUAGUUAAUGCAGAGCACACCUUUAUGCUGCUCCAGCCUUAAAGGUGGCUGUUGACCCUAUGGUACAUACUCUUUAAUAUCUGUAUAAUAUAUAGAAAUUCACCACUGCAUAUUUCUGACAAACACUUGGUGACAAUGAAGCAUCUGAUUUUAGUUGUGUGAAGUCUCCAGACAUUUCUUUUAAAGUUAUUGAUUUGGUCGAAAGGAUGAUUAUGGGCACUCUUCACAAAAGCCAAAUAGAACACUAAAGCAGCCUUGGAAAUAGCCUGAUUGCUGAGGGGUGAAUAAUCAUUUAUGCUAAUUUCAUUCAUAUUGCUACUGGUCAAAGCUACCAAAAGCCAAACAUUGCAGCUUGUGGCAUGUAACUAACUAGCACUGCAUUUUCAGGAGAUAUAAAAAGUGCAAUUCCAUACCUACCUACUAUAAUUGGCCUUUAAAAGGAAGAUGGAGUUGGAAUGUCCUACAGAAGAAAUGGCCGUUUACAUGAUCUAGAGUUUCUUGGUUCAAGAACAGGGCUAUGGUCUUGAGAAGAGAUUGUUCCUUGUCCUCCCAUGUACAUCAAAUGGAACACUUAAAGCAGUCUGUAUAUUUGAACAAUAAUAAAACCCGAGAAAGGUGUACUCCUAUCCUCCCAGACCUCACAAAGAUAUAAAUGGCUAAAUAUCAAGAUAACAUUUUCAUAACUGAAUUUAUGUCUUUACUAGAAGAAUUUGCUUGAUUCUUUUUGUAAUUGACAGAUGAAACCAAAAGAACAUUGGGCACCUGCACAUCACCCAGAGUAAUUUGAGUUGUGUUCUAUUUUUGAGUGCAAUUUAGGGAAAGAGAUCAAGGAAUGAGCCUUAUAGCUGACUGGCCUGAUAUGUAGUAGCUUCAAUCCUCCUUCAAACAGAGGAUAUUUUAAUUGCCAAUCUUUUUUCCUUUUUCCUAUUAUGGCUUAAGUUUAUUUUGCACCAGUGCUAUCCCCAAGUUACUUACUGCUAGUUGUAUUUAGUUUUGUGAAUAGAGACCCAUACGUGUUAAUAGACUUUGUAACAUUCACUGUAAGAUGAAUUAUAAAGGACAUGGGAAAUCUCAUUAAGUCUUAAAAUUAAUUUAAAUUAAUUUAUCUGUUUUCUCUAAGAAAUGUUUAUCAUAAAAAUAUGUGUGUAUUUCCCCAUUGGUUAUAAAAAAAACUGGGAAAGUAUAUACAUGUGCAGAUGCACUGACUUUAAUUUUCUAGAUGUCUUAAUGAGAUUUAUUUGUUUUAGAGAACCCCUCAUGGAGAACAUCCAAUUCUCUCUUACACAUCUAUCAACAACCUCUUUGAAGAUGUGGUGGUUGUAUUAGCUGUGUCAAAAUUGUUGAGUUGUAGGAAGAGGUUGAUCUAUGAAUGUUUAGGGCUUUUUUCCAUUUUGUGCUUUAAAUGGAGCUGCAGAAUUUAAUAUUGUACCAGAAGAAAAGAGCUGAGCUAUGUCCUACACCUGUUGCUUAACAUUUCAGAGUUACCAGCUUUAAAAUAAUCGUGUUGGGCUACCUCUUGAACUCCUUUUUAGCAAUUAUUGGCAACCACCACCAGCCUGGCUUUAACUAGUAUGUGAUGCUUUAUGAUGACAACUGUAACCAUACUAGAGACCAAAGUGAACACUGAUUUCUAUUUGUCUUUAAUACUGUGUCUUAUCUAGUGUUUUUUAAAUUAUCCUAUGUAGUAUAUAGAUUACCUCAUUGUCCAUUUUGACUCAUGUUGUUUACAAGCUAAAAUAAAAAUCACUUGAAUUGUAUGUUUUUAAAAGGAGGAAAAGAGUUAGAUAUUUUGAAGGGCAUUUCAUCAGUUUAUGGUCAUCUUGCUAGACUAAAGCACUGAUUGCCUUUCUGCAUAUCAUGUAUUUUAUAUUCUCAUUUCAUGCCUAAUGUCUUAUUUCUGUCAAUCAUGGAUGUUAUGAGGUUUCAAAGAAGUACUUGAUUAAAAAUAAAACAUAUAACGUUGGCAUUU
Molecule: messenger RNA, 6092 nt
Organism: Sarcophilus harrisii (Tasmanian devil)
Lineage: Eukaryota; Metazoa; Chordata; Mammalia; Dasyuromorphia; Dasyuridae
Gene: LIN28B
Product: lin-28 homolog B
Exons: 7
Coding region: 361-1248 (295 amino acids)
Molecular function (GO): nucleic acid binding; zinc ion binding
Source: RefSeq, a predicted model, not a curated record